UGGCCACGGCCGUGAGGUAAAAUUUCCCCUCAGAGGACGAGAAACGCUGUGGCUAAACUGCUCUUCUGUUUAUUCCUCUUACAUUCGCUCGAAGAGGACUUAACCCGGGUCAGUCAUGGCUGGUCGGUCCGUCUGUUCGCGUCGUCCGUUUGUCACAACUCGGUGAGAAGGAGGGAAAGAGAGCCGAGCUCGUCGAAGGAGAGAGAGAGAGCGCGCGGGGGGGAGGUAGACAUGUCAUGAAGUAGCAGCGAGCUAACCGUCAGAAAAAAAACAAGAAACAACAAAAAUAGCAGCCUCGUCUCAGCGAAGUUGUAACUCACCGUAAAAGUACAUGCCGACUCUGUUUGGAACAUUUGUUUUUCACAUUUGGGAAGAUCUGUUUUUUCGCCGUUUUACCUCAGACGUCCUUUUAGGCUGGAGAGGCUGACAAUGAUGGUGGCAGCGGGGCUUCUCGCUGCAACACAGCGUCGGUGCUGCUGCGCUGAAUUGGACUUUUGAGCUGGGUUUUCGUGCAACGUUACCCCCCGUCUGCACCACAGAUUUUCCCAGUAGGCUUAAAUAUAUCGAAUUUGUCUCGGUGACCUACCCGACUGUAUGUUUUCUUUAGGCUAGUGAAAUAUGAACUGGUUAACUGUAGCAUAGAGCAGACAUCGUCAGGUAUCGUUACACUGCACCGACAGCAGCAGUGAUUCUGAAGGAAUUCGCUGUUUGGACUCGCCUCUCCUGUGUUUAAUGCAGUGGCUCCAUUGCGUUAUUAGACUACCAGUCUGUCCAUCCCCGUGUUGAGUUGUGAAGCAUAAGACUAGGGCUCGCCUCCAAGGUAACAUGUCUGCCAUGUAUGUGGCCAGCAAGAGGAAAACCUCAAGGCCACAAAUGAAGGCCCAAAUACCAGAAGUCUCAAAAAUAAUGGAGAGAGAGGUUGCGGCGGGUGGGAGUGUAACAUCCAUGAGUGAGGAGACAAGCUCCCAAAAGAUAAAGAGAACAUAUGGCAGAAAAAAGUAUUACGAUCUUCAGCCAGUAACCAUGGGUUCCACAGAAGGGGCAUCAUCGUGCUCUUCAGUAGUCCAUGCCAAUUUAAUGAAUGGAUCUGAAGGUCAGCCCGUCGCCACUGGUCAUGCCACUACAUCCAUAAUGGAGGGAAAAGUUGGGUCCAACGUAGAGAUUAUGAGGGAGACAGAGUUUGAGAUGAAAAAGAAGCGGAAAAUGGAGGAAGUGGGCCAAACCUCGCUAAAGAAGUAUAUUGAGGAAGUGAAACAGACAGUGCCUGUCAUAGUUCCUGUAGCACAGUAUACACAGAGGAAUCUGGCGACUAGCAGUGCUGUGGCCCAGAGUUCGUUUUCCUACAUGAAGAAAGAGGCUCCAGUUUAUCCUCCAGGAAGUCAAGAGGAGAGAUGGCAGCUGCAGAUUCUAGCUAAGGGCAGAGUCACGUGCCCCAAAUGCAAAAGUGUUGGGAGGAAAACGGUGGAGGGCCUGAAGAAACACAUGGCGGCCUGCAAACUGCAUUAUUUCACAUGUCAGCAUUGUGGAAAACAACUGAAGACCUCAACUGGGAUGAAGUACCACCUCAUGGCUGACCACAAUAAGCUGCCCACCCCAGAAGACGGGAAUGGAUUCGAUGACCAGGCAGUGAAAGAGAAAUUAAGAAAAGUGUUGAAGAGGCUGGGAAAAUUAAAAUGCUCAAAGGAGGGAUGCACUGGCAGCUUCACCAGUAUAAUGGGCUACGUGUACCACAUGAAGAAAUGUGGUAAGGAGGAGUCGGAGCUGGAGAAGCUUCUUAUGAACUGCAAGCACUGUGGGAAGCCUUAUCGCUCAAGAGCAGGCUUGGAAUACCAUCUCAAGUCUGAGCAUGGACCGGCGUCUCAAGUGGCUGCAAACGAGGAGGUCAGGGCUCAGAUGGAGCCCAACACAGAGCAUGUACCGAGUGGCAGGGUUAAACGUUUGUCAGCUCAGGUGGCCAUCUUCCACCUGCGGGAAAUUGCCAAUCAGGAGCUGCUAAAGGAGUGGCCCAAGAGGAAGGUGCAGCGAGACCUGGUUCCUGAUGACAGGAAGCUGCGGUAUUCCCGUCCCGGAUUACCUGCCUUCAGCCAGGAAGUCUUGCGAAAGUGGAAGAAUGAGGUGAAACUGCAAAGAAAAGUGCAGUGUCCCAACAAGGGUUGUGGUUGCUAUUAUACAAGUGUGUCGGGGCUGAAGGCUCACCUUGGGCUCUGCACGCUGGGGGACUUUCACACUGGGAAGUAUAAAUGCCUGAUAUGUAAGAAAGAAUUCAACUCGGAGAGCGGCGUGAAAUACCACAUCAACUCUGUUCAUUCCCAGGACUGGUUUGUGGUCAGCACUAAGACCAAGACAAAGACCAAAGCCAAGGCCAAGGCCUCCACCUCCGACAGGCGGCUGAAGCCCAAGCCCAAGCCCAAGUUCCACAGCAGGGAGGUCUCCUGCAUUCCCAUGCCAAACCCGGCCCUCCGUUUCCCCCAAGGACCCUGCACCUGGCAGGACACCCAAGCCCCAGCAGAGGCCAUGUCCAGCGAGAUGGUGCUCCCAGAAACGUCGCAAGGAAGGAGGAAGGAAGAAAGGCAGUGCAGGAAAAGCAAGAGGAAUACCCAGGAUAAACAAUGCUAUGAGUACUGCGCCAGCGAAGGCCACAGCAGCAGCAGCGGAAGCGGAAGCUCCAGCAGUGAGUCAGAAGCAGAGGAUGCGGAAGCUUCCAGUCAUGAUGUCUGGACUCUGAAAAAGCCCCUCACUCAGCCAGAGUGAGCCUGAAGCCGCUGGGCUUCUCACAAUAAGAAGUGUUUCUCUUCGGUCAACUUUGAGGAAAAGUGCUGGAGAGUGUACAGUGUUGUGUGUGUGUGUGUGUGAGUGAGUGUGUGUGAGACCUUUUAAAGUACUACAGUGCCUGUUGUGUCAUGAGGGUGAUUUCACAUAUGAAAUUGGCUGGUCGGCAAGAUUCACAUUCCAAACACUAUCUUAUUUUAAUUUGUAUGUGGGGCGCAAAAUGGCACUUUUCUAAUCAUCUAAACCUGUCGAUCCACAGUGCAUGGAACUCACUGAGCCUGAACCACGAGCCUGACGAUUACAAAGAACUGUUCUGACUACCGUUCAGAGGACGGUGUAUUUUCUACAUUUUUAGGGUCCACAACUUGAAACGUUAGCUGCGUUCCAAAAGCUAGCCUGCAGCUGAGAACGGUGCAAAACAGAACGGUCUACCAAGGCCACUUUGUGGCAGCAACAGAAAGGAGUCAGUACACGGAAUAUGGUGGAGAAAUACUGCUGGUGUGAGCGAUGAUGUGAUGGAUAAUGUGGCCGUCAAACAAUUUAGUUUCUAAAUUAAAUGUGGUCCAGAGGCCGUCUUACAGAAACAUCUUAAGUCUGAAAUCUUAUCUACUUAGUCACCAUGACAACUUGAGUUAGGACUGAAUUUAGGACAGAAGGUAAUACAGAACAACAGUUCUUAAGUUUAUAAUCUCAUCAUUAACUCCAGAUAAGAAAACAGCAUCACAUAAACAUCCUAACUAUACUAAACCUCCUAAAUACUGUCCUGACUUUAUGAACCCCAGAGCUGUUUUUACUUCUGUUUUAACCAUCUGUUUCUAUUGUGUUCAGUUUCAGGCAGCACAGUUCACUAUAACCAGCAUAAUGACGCUGCAUUUAUCUACACUGAAAACUGAGCUUGAGUGACUUAGAGUUUUUUUUUCCAACAGCAUUUUAAAAUCUCAGACGCUGCAGACUCGAUCUCCACUGUCCCUCUUAUUACCUUCGUGUGUUAAUGUUGAUGAUGAAAUAUUACAGUGAUGAGGAGUAACGCUAGCACGCUCGGCUAAAGCUUUUGGGAAAUGGAGACAAACUGGGGAGCGGUGACGCUCUGAUGAACAGCAGGGGGCGCUCUAACAAUAUUCUUCACUCUCAGUUUAUCAUGCUUUAGUUUUAUUAGACCUUUUGUAUAUCAGUAACGGUAGCUAGUGUUAGCUGUCUGACUAACUACCUUGAUUACUUUGAUGACGUGUUUACGUUUCAGCUGUGCGCGCCUGCUUGCUAGGUAACAGACACGACAGUUGAUUGUCGACUUCAGUCGAGAAAGUUAAGAUUUCUUAACUUGAGAUAAGAUGCUGUAAGAUAAGAUUCCUAAAUUAAGAUUCUUUAAUACAAAUUUGUGAAAAAUCUUAUCUUGAUCUGUCAGAUCUCAAUUUAAGACAAAAAGAUAGGAAGUUUCUGUAAUACGACCCCUGGAAGCUAAAACCUCUUGAACUCGCUGAAAGCAGCUGCAUCUCACCCGCUGCAGUCAGUUUACACCUUUUUUAAAGAGAUACACAAAGCAAUAACGUCCUGUAUAUUUUACUGGCCUUUUUAAAUAAUCUGCUGUGCAUUUUUCUUGAACUUUCUCCAGGUCAGGCAUAGUGCUGGGCGAUAUGACCUCAAAUCAGUAUCACAAUUAAUUGAAUAUUUUACCUCGAUUACGAUUAAUGAAUGAUUAUUUAGAUUUUUUUUUUUACCCUCAUAGUUCACUGACAAGGUUUGUACUGUAAAUAUGUUCUGCAUAUCUUAAUGUAAAUCGUCUCAACAGCCAGAUCAGAAUUCAU
Messenger RNA from Colossoma macropomum (tambaqui), 4571 nucleotides. RefSeq names its product zinc finger protein 512 (gene znf512). Bases 826 to 2751 code for a protein of 641 amino acids. The transcript is spliced from 15 exons. Gene Ontology annotation, molecular function: zinc ion binding. Lineage: Eukaryota; Metazoa; Chordata; Actinopteri; Characiformes; Serrasalmidae. The record is from RefSeq and is a predicted model, not a curated record.